Messenger RNA from Nasonia vitripennis (jewel wasp), 7235 nucleotides. It is a transcript of the gene pdm3, whose product is annotated as POU domain, class 6, transcription factor 1. Gene Ontology annotation, biological process: regulation of transcription by RNA polymerase II. Gene Ontology annotation, molecular function: DNA-binding transcription factor activity, RNA polymerase II-specific; RNA polymerase II cis-regulatory region sequence-specific DNA binding. Lineage: Eukaryota; Metazoa; Arthropoda; Insecta; Hymenoptera; Pteromalidae. The record is from RefSeq and is a predicted model, not a curated record. The transcript is spliced from 16 exons. Bases 1208 to 3460 code for a protein of 750 amino acids.
CGCUGCCACUACGCAGCGAGACUGCGGACCGCGAGGUGCUCUGACCCACACGCUCGGCGCGCCGAUACCGCUGCCGCAAACACCUACGCACUGCCGCCGUCGUCAUCGACCUGCUGCUGCACUUUCCUGCGCUUCGAUCUCUGCGACGAAGUAGUACACGACCUGCAGUGUGUGAACUAUAUCAUUAGCAUUCUGACAUUUGCGUAAAACGUACGUAUACAGAGACAGUGAUGUGAGAGUUGUGGUGCUGUGCAGAUAUACGCCACUGCGAAGGAUUGUGCGCGAGGACAGUACGAGGCUAAUCGCGUCCAUCUGUGCUAACAAGUGAUUUAUCUGCUGGACACGGGACAGAGAGUAAGAGAAAGACAGUUGUCGAGUGUUGGAGGAGAGACUUGCUGGUCGCUAAUAAGCUAAUUAUCGCGACGCGAUCGAGUCCAGCGCGACUGUGUAGAAGCUCGUGAGUUAGAAGCGCGCGGGCAAUUACCACGAGGCGCGUGCGCGCCAAACGAGUGAGCGCGAGAGAGACGGAAAGAGCAGCAGAGGCGCGCGCGACAACACGUGCGCGCGGAGUCUAGUGCUGCAGAGCAGCAGUUCUCCCGUGCAUUGGGACGUACGUACGUAGAGUGAAAAAGGACACUGCUUAUUCCGAGAGAGAUAGAGACACUGUGCUCGGCUCUCUAUAAGAUAAUUAAAAGCGCAUUACACAGUUCUUAUCUGCGCCUCAAUUGCCGCGUCGAUAAACAAGCUUUAUUUAGAGUCGCUGUUUUAUCUCGGCCGAGCAGCGCGCGGACUGAUGAAAAACGCUGCGCGCGCGAGCGCGAUCCGCAAUUAACCGUUUGCCCCGACUCCUUACUUAAUCGCCCGUAAUUAUCUCUCCGCGAAGUAAUUAAGUAUCAGCGGAGCUGAUGUCAUCCGGCCGGCGCUCGCCGACUCGAGGAGAAGAAGAAGAAGCAACGGCAGCAGCAGCAGCCUCGUUGUUGCCUUUUAGCUGAACGGGCAGAGAGGAUAGUUAUUUGUUUGCGGCGACUUUUUAAAGAGACACUUGUAGAGGUGCGCGUGCGGAAACGGAGCCGACAACAGCAUCAGCAGCAGUAGCACCAGCUGAGGGAGAUCGUCUCAGCCGUGUUCAAACUGCGUCAUAACGACGUCGUACGUACGUCAAUCACAGGUCGUUUCAGACUGCGAUUCUUCGGGAUGCGAGGCUGACAUGGCGGAGGGCUCGGCAGAGGAGGAACAGAGCAGUACCGCUGCGCCCGCUUCGCCUCCAGCAGAUCUCCGUAUCCUGAAUACCCAGCUCUCGACGAGCUACCAGCAGCAACAGCAGCAGCAUUACCACCAACAGCAGCAGCAGCAACAUUCUCGACCUCAGCAGUCGACGCUGCUUCAGCAACGGCAACAUCCGAACAUGCUAGCUACUGCGGUACCGCCUAGGCACAGUAUGCUGCCUCAGCCGCUCAAAGCUGAGAUUAAGUCCGAGAACGAGUUGGACAACUCCUGCGACGUCCCUUUAAAUCUCAAAAGCGAGGUAAGCUUUCCCGAAGAUGGAGCGUACAGCAAACUAGACGAUACAGCUUUUCCGGUAAGAAAACAAAUGGGACACGACCUGUCGCCUUUUGAAGAGGUGAGUUAUCCUAACGGGCCGCAGUCAUCCGACUCUUUACUCAAUGGAAAAGACUCAAUGGACUCGGAUAGGAGUAGCAGCGGAAGUCCCGAGCCAGCCUCGGGCUCGCUCCACGAGCACCAGCUGAUAAUGGAGGGUAUGAGGAACUCGCGGAAGAGGCGACGUAGCCCUUCGCCGAAAAACAUGGACCACGCGAAGCGCGCAGCUGUCGCCCAGGCUCAUCUAAACGGUACCAUGGCGGGAAUGGUGACGCUCCAGAAUCUCCAAAACCUGGCGAACCUUCAGAGCCUGCCGCAAGUCGCCUCAUUCGCGGCCGGGCUUCAGGGCAUGUCCACUGAACUCACCAGCAAUCAGCUCAUCAACGCGCCACUCAACCUCACGGUUACCCCACCGGCUGGAACGGUCUCGUCGACACCCUCGUGCACCACGGCUCCGAUGGCGACCCUCACCCAGCUCUUGUCGCAGCCCCAGCCAGUCGCGAUGCCGCAAUUCAUUAUGACCUCCGGCCAGCUCGUACAGGGCAUCCAGGGCGCUCAACUUCUCAUACCCACGUCACAAGGUAUCGCUACGCAGACCAUAUUGACCAUUCCCGUGAGUCACGUGAGCACCAGCAACCAAAUAGUGAACCUAGCGCUGAGCAAUGGCCAAGUCGUGUCGACGACGCUGGCGAAUCUUCAGUCGAUCGCACAGCCCCAAGGCAUGAUGAACACUCCUGCGAACAACGUACCGACGAGUCCGAGCUUAGCCCCGGGCUUAGGCAUAAACCCCGCGGCCCUGCCACACUUGCUCAGCAACAGUUCGGCCAGCCAACAGUUGCUCAGCGCGAUGCAGCCCCAGCAGCUCUUACAGGCGGCACAAGCCGCUCAGGCAGUCCAGGCCCAGGCCCAGGCGGUCCAGGCAGCUGCGGCCCAACAGGCCCAGCAACAGGCGGCUCAAGUUGCAUCGCAGCAGCAACAGCAACCGCUAAUCGCCACCUCGCCACAGCAGCACCCGCAUCGACACUCGUCUCACACACUCAACCAUUACGCGCAACAGCAACAGUCUGAAAAGCUACACAGGGAAAGAGUGGAACAGUCAUCACCGCUAAACGGCUCCGCGGUGUCCGCUGCUUCGGCUCUCAAUCGGUUGGCCGCUAGUAAUGGCGAGAUUACCAUUACAACGACGCAUGGUCCCACUAGUGCGAACGUCAAGGCGUCGCCUAGUAGCGUCCACAGCGUCAAGGACGAUGACGAUGACCUUCUCAACGACUCCUCCAAUCAACCAACUAUUAACGAAGCCACGAACAACGUUGUCGAAGGCAUCAACUUAGAUGAAAUAAAGGAAUUCGCUAAAGUCUUCAAGUUACGUCGAUUGUCGCUAGGUUUAACGCAGACACAAGUAGGUCAGGCUCUCAGUGUAACUGAAGGACCAGCUUACAGCCAAAGUGCGAUUUGCAGUGCCCUGGCUUUCCAGAUGUACGCUCAGCAGCAUCAGAAGAUGUUCGAGAAGCUCGACAUUACACCGAAGAGCGCGGUAAAAAUCAAGCCUGUACUGGAGACGUGGAUGAAGGAAGCCGAGGAUAGUGCGUAUGAUUACAGGUUUAAAAGCGGUGCCAACCACCUGACGGAUUUCAUCGGCGUAGAACCUAGCAAAAAGCGGAAGCGGCGAACCUCGUUCACACCCCAAGCUCUAGAGCUGCUUAACGCGCAUUUCGACAGAAACACGCAUCCUUCCGGUAAUGAGAUUACAGCGCUCGCACAGCAGCUGGGCUACGACCGCGAGGUAAUUAGGAUCUGGUUCUGCAACAAGAGACAAGCCCUUAAGAAUACGGUGAGGAUGAUGUCGAAAAACAUAUCCUAAAAUAUAGCUGACACAGCUAUGCUGUCUCGACCAAUGUUCGAAGUUCAAGGACAAAGCUCCAACACGCUUAUUACUGCACCGGAUAUUGCAUUUUACUUGGAGAAUGAACAUGCGUACGAUUUGCCACAUAUGACACUGUGAAAAUAUUAUAGCUUUAAAGCUUCGUUGUGAUCCGUCAAACGGACCGUCAAGAUAGGAAAGAAGAUAUAGGAGAGAUAAAUAAAGUGAGAUUAAGAAGAAAAGAGAGCGAGAGAAAGAGUGCGAGAAAAAAAGAGACAUGGGGUGAGAGUGCAUGCGUAUUGUAAACGAUUAAUGAAAGUUCGUGGUCGGAGCUCUUACGCAGAGGUUUCCCUUUUUUCAGUAGUUUUCUUACAACUUUUUUCCGUAUAAUUUACGUAGGUAAUAUGUAUAUUAUUAAGAUUAUUAACGAUGUUCCGUUAUUUUAUAUAUAUAAGAAGAAAUAUAUAUAACUAUUUUAUUAUAUUAUUUACUAGGUACACUUCAGUUUACCUUCGCGAAGUAUUUUAAGUGCGAGAAAACGACGCGUAUGCAUGUAGAUUAAGGAAGUAUAUUUUUUAAGUAAAUUUUCUAUAUUUCAUUAGUAUCGAAGGAUAAUUUUUGUUUCGCUCAUCGAGUUUUUUGCGUACUUAAGUGUAACUUUCGUGACGGCAAACAUUGAAAGAGCAUUAAUUUAUUUAUAAAUAAGUAAUUAUAGAGCGUGAAAAAGCACUGGAAAAAGUCAUAGACAUUUAUUGCUUCGACCAUGAUUAUGAAGGAAACUCAUUACUUUGUAAGAUACGCGUAACUACGUUAUAUGGACUCACCUUAAGAAUGAUUUUUUCGACUUUAGUUUUAGCAAUUUUCGUCCAACCUCGUCCGUUAAGGUGAAUUCGAACACGAUGGAGAACAAAUAAAUAAAUAAAUAAAUAAUGACUGAUACAGGUGGUACACAAUCGAGCGAUUUCUCAGAUCCAGGCGGAAACAGGGUAAAUGAGACUGCUCGACUUGCACCACUGAGCAUUGUGAUCGCAGACGUAUACGCGUGUAUUAUCUGUAAAUAAUUUUUACGUAAAAUAAGAGAGCUCCAUGCAAGAGAGAGAAAAUAAGAAAAAAAUAUGUUCUAAAAGUUUUAUAAAAAAUAUGUAGUUAAAAUAUAAUUUAUAUUAUUAUAUAACAUUAUUUGUAUUGGCAAAAAAGUAAUUUACUCUACAAAUCAAAACAAAAAAAUGAGAAAAAUUGUUACUAUUAUUGCACUGCAUUUAAAAAUAUUAGGAUACAUUUAACUAAAAGUAUACAGAAAUUUGAUCGAUCGGUAUUCGUUUAACGUAGUUAACGAAUGACUUCCGUAAAAAUGUUGUUUUUAUCUUUCAAACUGAAUGAUUUUUUGUGCUACAUAUUUUCCCCGAUAGCUAUAGUGGCAUAUUUAUAUGGAGAAAAAUAACAGGAGUCUUCUUGGAUUCGAAGAUAUGAAAAUUUGCUUUAGGAAAUAAAAUAAGCAAAGAAAUCGAUUAUAUGUAUCAAGGAUUGCAAAAGAAGCACUCGAUUUAGCUGGACUCUCUAUAGUGAUUACGCACGAAUAUUUCUAUAAGGAAUGUUGACAUUACUAAGUAUAAAAUCGAUUGCAAUAACUCGUCUUUGAAAGUAUACUUAUGUACCGACAGGCUGCCCUAUUGUUUUUUCCGAUAAACAGAUUUCAUUUUUCUCUUGGUAUGCUAUAUAAACAAAAAAUAUCUUUCAAGGAAAUAAAAAAAAAUAAAGGACAUAUUACUAUACUAAAAAUAUAAAAAUAAACAUUUUUUACACUAGUCAUAUGUUUAUCUAACGAUCCUGUUAUUACUAGUGCGAUUUUGUUAAGUAAAUAAAGCUUCUCAGAGUUACGUUUAUUGAUUUGAUUUAUAAUGUUAUAUGCAUUUGCGAAGUUAAGUGCAAAAAGCUGAUUCGUUAGACAGACUAUGCAAACAGUUAUUCAGCCGACUAAACAUAUAUAAUAUACUAAAAUGAAAAAUGUCUUCAGAAUUCAGCAAACUUAUAGGUGUCAAAAUCGCUUUUUACAUAGUAAUAUAAAAACAUUUUUUGAGUUCAUACUCAAUGUAUUUUAAGAAACUAAUCAAUAUAAAUUCAUAUGCCUUACUUAGUAAGUUUUCCAUUUGAAUCUGUUGUUUGUUGACCAACGGAAUGAGCUUCUUGUCGUUAAAAAAGCAUAGUUUCAGCUUCCGAGCAUAGCCUGUACAUAAUACUUUAACGAGAAUAUACAUAAUUACAUGAUAAUAGGCACUCAUAAAUGAUAAAGUUUACUCCAACAAUUAUCACAGCUAUAUAAUAGCUAGAAAGAAAAAAAGCGUGCAUACAAAGAAAAUUUACAUGGUUAAAGGUUGACUAUGAAAGGGUGACGAUAUUUUUAGGAAUAAAGUAACAUUUAAGGAAAAACAAUGAUGACGAGCAAAGUGGUUUGUUCCUAAAAACUGUAUUAUAAAACGCUAGAGCGCACUCUGUGAGAGGCGAGUCGAACGGAAUAUUCAAAAUUCAAAAUUUAUAUCUCGAUAAAAGCGCGUUGGCGAAUCGCCAUAGUAUGUUAUGUCCUUUUUGAUAAAAACAUAAAAAAAUGCGAGCGGUCGAAAAUAACGUUUGUACAGAGAUGUUCCGGUUAUUAAAUUUUGUUAUACGGUUGGUGAGAGCAAUGAAAAUGAGUACGCUAAGUGGGAGAAAAACGAAUAAAAGAAAAGAAUCAUGUAUAUUUUCUUCGUGAAAAUUUCACAUCUAAAUAGAGCAUUGCAAAAAUGAACUCUUAAUACUUAGACUAUAUUAAGGGGGAAAAAAGUAACGUGAGUUGUAUUCGUGAGUGUCAUACUUCUAAGGAAAACGCAGAUCCACGGGCUAAUGUUUCACAGCAGUUUCUGGCAGAAAUGUCAGCGCUCCGCGCAAAAGCAACUUUCUUUCGAGAUACCUAACCAUCGAUGCCGAAAUGGUCGCAUCAUUUUCGAAUUGCCAUUCACCUGUAUAAAAUCUCUGUAGUACAAAGCCAAUCUUAUAAAAAAAUUAUGGGCAGCAAACUCAAAUACUUUUCGGCAACAAUUGGGAGGAAACUGCUCUCGAAACAUUGCCCGGUGAAACCAAAGUUCCUACUACAUUUUAUAAAGUUACUCGACUGUAAAACUGGAAUUGUAAAUAAGGAAGAGACGCAAGUAUUAAAAUAGUAGUAUUUACAGAUACAAUCAGCUAUUUCAAGGCUAUUAACAAAAAAACUAAAAAAAAAAUGUUGUCAAUCGAUGGAAAUUUCAGCAGUGCUUGAAAUCACAUACACACGUUAAUUAUUGCUCUAAAGGGAAGCGGCUCAAUAUAUGAACGUUGUGCAAAUCGUAGUCUCACGUCUGUAUUGCCGUUCGUUGGUCCAUGAAUGGAUUUCCUUUAUGACAAUGAUUCAUAUAAUAGCGUACUCAUAAGUGUAUACAUAUGCGUCAAGAACAUUUUUAUCGCAAAUUUACACUCAAAAAGAAUGAUAACAAGAUGAAAAAUAGAGCAUAAUUGAUUGACCGUGAAACUACAUUAAACGUACAUACACAGUCGGAAAUUAAGCACAUAAGUAUACAACUAGAGUUUAAGCGAGGCAGUAGCUUUAGAUUGAAUGUUAGCGCUUAGGCACGAUGUAACAUUACAACUACAUAUUAAAAGAAAUACAAAAUGAAAGAAGGAAAUUUAGAUCGUAAGCGAAUACCUGUGUAAAAUCUAGUAGGUGUCCACAAGAAUAAAAUAAAAACAUAUAUUGUGGUACAAAUCA